This is a messenger RNA of Anopheles maculipalpis, 1410 nucleotides long. RefSeq lists its product as uncharacterized. NCBI's taxonomy places the organism in Eukaryota, Metazoa, Arthropoda, Insecta, Diptera, Culicidae. The transcript is spliced from 3 exons. The coding region runs from base 1 to 1410 and encodes 469 amino acids. The record is from RefSeq and is a predicted model, not a curated record.
AUGAACGGCACACAUUCCCCGGACAUGAUAAGCCGGUUUCGCGACCUAAAACUGCUAGAGUCCGGCGAGGGCCCACGUCCCGAACCAACGCAGAGCGAGGAAACAGCUCACCAUCGGCAUCAACGGUCGUUCGGUGCUCAGUCUGCCGCCACCAAGUCCCAGUUCAUUCCGGCCAUUUGCAACUUUCAAACGGCGCGGAAAAUGGCACAGGAAAACCUCGAGCAUCAGCCGCUACCGGAUGCAGUGAUCGAUAUUGCAUUUCGGAAAGCGCAGGCAGCCGGCUUUCCCAAUCCCGGCAUGGAGCUAAGCGUUGGACCGUACGCUACCGGCGUCGGUUGCAAAAACUACAAAGCAGGACCGACCAAGUGUACCAAGUAUCGCGUGUAUCGACCAAAAACGUGUGGCGUCAUACCGAAGGUGCCUAGCGCGUUGGACACACCCGAGCGGCCGGAAAGUAUGCGCGUGAAGAAGAAGGUCGGUGCGAUGGAUUUGGCGAUCGGGUGGGAGUUCCGCACCAAACAUGAGCCCCGCUCGCAAACCUACAUGGACGGGUCGAAACCUUCGGUUGCACCGCCAAUAUUCGAGGUGGUCGAACCUGCCAAAGACCUAAACCUUCCCGCGGUGGUACACGCUGGAGGCGUCUUUUCCAACACUUUGGGCGAGGAGGACUUUUUCGACCGUGACGUUAUUCGACAGCACAAGCGUCUGGUGCGUCCGACCAGCAAUCGUUGCAAGUGUGGCAACAGUUCUGCCCGGUCCUCCAAAUCUCCGAAUGCAGCACGGCAACAUCAGCAGCAGCAUCGAAAGAAUGGCAGUGGACGUGAGCGACAACAGGAACAUCUACAGCAGCAGCAACAGAAACAACACGACGAUUCUACCACGAUGGAGAUCAACAACAACAACCUGCCAGCAGUCCGUGGCUCAGCACGUUCGCAUGGUUCGUCGCAGGGCAAGGAGCUUGCGGAACUUCAACGCCAAGGAGGUAGCGCCAACUCGAUAGAACGCAAGAUGCACGAAGCGGCGGCCAAGCACGCGGAACGCAUUGAACGCUUCUGUCACAAGUUUGUGCCGGAGGAAUUUCCGUACAAUUUCCACCAGGAGUAUCGGUGCGCUUUUAAGGCGGGCAUACCGCAAAGCAACGUGUCCGGCACGCUGAGCAGUUUCGAUACCGGACCCAAUGGCCACCAGCGUAAACCGGCCGACUACAAAAAACUGCUGCACAUUCCCAAACCGCGAGAACCCUACACCAAGAAGAACUACGUAAUCGAUACGCUGGCGCCACCGUUUGCCUUCUGGAAGAAGGGUUCCGGCUACCCGGACUACUGGCGGCUCAUCAGCGUCUACCAGCAGGCCUACAAUAAACCGAUCGAGAAGAGGAAAUAUCCAUUGCUCAAGACCGUAUAUCAAUAG